Molecule: messenger RNA, 1256 nt
Organism: Ceratotherium simum simum (southern white rhinoceros)
Lineage: Eukaryota; Metazoa; Chordata; Mammalia; Perissodactyla; Rhinocerotidae
Source: RefSeq, a predicted model, not a curated record
AAGUGGGCUGCACGGGGUGGGGUGGCUGUGCGGGCCCUGCUGUGGCCAGCCUUCUCCUCUACUUCGGCCCAGGCUAUUGCCAUCAUAGUCUUCAUCAUCAAAAGGCCUUUAUGAAGCGCCUUGGUGAAUAUAUCCCAGCACCGGGGGAUCUUCUGCAGAGAUCUUCCCACCAGCCCCUGACAUCUGGGGCAUGUCGGCUCGGACAGACAGCAUAUAUGUCAGCCAACCACGAAGGCAUCCGAAGACCGGGCUGUAGGCCCCAGGCAGAGGGUGCAAAACCAAAUUCUUAGGCGAUGUUUAUGACAAGAGUGUUCCAUGAGCAGGGCAUCCUCUUUGGCUACCGACAUCCACAGAGUUCCGCCACUGCCUGUGUCCUCAGCCUUUUCCAAAUGACCAAUGAGACUCUCAACAUCUGGACUCACUUGCUGCCUUUCUGGUUCUUCAUGUGGAGGUUUGUGACUGUGCUGUAUGUGACAGACAUCCAGAAUGACAGCUACUCCUGGCCUCUGCUUGUGUACAUGGGCACCAGCUGUGUGUACCCCCUUGCCUCUAGCUGUGCACACACCUUCAGCUCCAUGUCCAAGAACGCCCGGCACAUCUGCUACUUCCUGGACUACGGCGCUGUCAACCUCUUUGGCCUGGGCUCAGCCAUCGCCUACUCUGCCUAUACGUUCCCCGACGCGCUGGUGCGCACCACCUUCCACGACUACUACGUGACCCUGGCUGUGCUGAACACCAUCAUCAGCACCGGCCUCUCCUGCUACUCCAGGUUUCUUGAAGUCCAGAAGCCCAGGCUCUAUAAGAUGCUUCGCGUCCUCGCCUUUGCCUAUCCCUAUAUCUGGGACUCCGUCCCCAUCUUCUACAGGCUAUUCCUGUUCCCGGGGGAGAGCGCACAGAAUGCAGCGACCUUGUACCACCAGAAGCACACGGCCAUAACCCUCCUGGCCUCUUUCUUCUACUCUGCGCACCUCCCGGAGCGCCUGGCCCCCGGACGCUUCGACUACGUCGGUCACAGUCACCAGCUGUUCCAUGUGUGUGUGAUCCUGGCCACACACGUGCAGAUGGAAGCCAUACUUCUGGACAAGACUCUGAGGAAGGAAUGGCUCCUGGCCAACUCCAGGCCCCUGUCUUUCCCUCAGAUAGCUGGAGCCAUACUUCUGUGCCUUGUCUUCAGCCUCAGCAACAUAAUUUAUUUCUCAGCUGCUCUGUAUCGGAUUCCUGAGCCAGAAUUACGUAAAAAAGAAACAUGAUUCAGA